AUGGCAAGGGCAGUACACCCGGGGCGACAAGGGCCAACAAUCAUGCUUGAAGCGGUUGCUUCAUAUGAUUUGUGGAUCUGGCAUGCCUACUUUGGCCCUGCUGGUUCGAACAACGACAUCAACGUCCUCAACGAGUUAGAUUUGUUCGAUGAUUUGCUACAAGACAGGGCUCCUAAAGUAGAGUUUUCGGUCAAUGGGGAGCAGUUUACAAAGGGAUAUUGCCUAGCAGAUGGUAUUUAUCCAGAAUGGGCGACUCUUAUUAAGUCAUUCAAGUGCCCGAUGGACUCGAAAACCACCAAGUUCAAAAGAUACCAAGAAGCUGCAAGAAAAGAUGUCGAGCAAGCAUUUGGGGUUCUUCAAGGUCGUUGGCAAAUUAUUGAACAAUACGCGCGGCCAUAUAGUACCAACAAGAUAAAACGGAUCAUGUUAUGUUGUGUGAUCCUACACAACAUGAUCGUUGAAGAUAACGGGCGUGUAGUUACAGAGUUUGAAGAAGAGUUGAUAGCUAAUACUACACUCCCAACUCGUACGUGGACUGAAAGGUGUUCAACGCAGCUUCGUAUGUACGGGGAGCUUCGCGAUAGAAUUGCUCACCAUCAACUCCGCAAUGCUCUGAUCGAACAUGUUUGGAACCUCCCGGAAGACGGCCGUUAA
This is a messenger RNA of Erigeron canadensis, 654 nucleotides long. RefSeq names its product protein ALP1-like. The record is from RefSeq and is a predicted model, not a curated record. Bases 1 to 654 code for a protein of 217 amino acids. NCBI's taxonomy places the organism in Eukaryota, Viridiplantae, Streptophyta, Magnoliopsida, Asterales, Asteraceae. The transcript has a single exon.